CUGAUUAAUCCUCCUCAAUGCCUUUGGGAUUUAUAUUAUUAUUCUCAUUUUUCUCCGAAAGGAAACGCAAGGAAGGGAUAUCCUACUAUCUUCUGAGGAUCAUUGAAUACUGCGAUUAUUUUUAUGUGUUGUAUAUCUUGGUUCACUUAUGGACCGUGAAAGGGACGGUGUUGAGGAAAAUAUCAGUGAUUCUCAUAGUAGGCGUGUAAUAUCGAAUAGAGACCUAGGAGAUGGCGCUAUUAACGAUAACGAACAUGGUUCAGUUAUGAACCGUGAAAGGGACAGUGUUGAGGAAAAUACCGGUGAUUCUCAUAGUAGCCGUGUAAUAUCGAAUGCAGUCCUAGGAGAGGGCGCUAUUAACGAUAACGAACAUGGCUCGGAGACAAGUUCAGAUUCUUCCUCAUCAAAGUCUUCUUGUGAAGAUAUCGUUCGAGUCAGUUCUCAAAUUGAACCUCCCGAUUCUGUAGGAGAGAGUAGCAUUCAUGGAGGCUCAAGCAGGUCGGAAGAGUGUGUUAAAGACGAGUCACCAAUUCUAUCGCCUUCUGUCCGAGUGAUGGAAUCCCCCGAUGAUGAUAGUCCUGCUUAUUUCUUUAGUAAUGACUCUCCAACAAUGGAAGGGAAUUCGUCUCUUGAUGAAUUUUUGUUUAGCAUUCAUAUGGGGGACGAUAGUUUCUCCUCUUCUUAUGAUGCAACGACCGAUACUGUUGCAGAUGUAGAAAAAUCUACAGAGCACUUGAAGGGUAACGAAUCCAGAAAUUCGGGUGAGUUGGGUGGGUUUGACCAAAUUUGUGCAACUACUAAAGGAGUAGACCCGGACAUGGGGAAGACUGCGAGCGUGGAUGUGAAACAUGGAGAGAAGAGAAUGGUUGGUGAACCGCUCAACAAUGUUCCGGUGGGUCUCGUGAAUAACCAAGUUGACACGAGUGCAAGAGGUUCCGUGGAUACUAGUUACAAACAUAAGCCAAAUGGAACAAUUGCUUUGCCAAAAAAGAAGAAAUCUUGCCAUUGCUUUGAGUGGCCUAGGUGUAAAUUUCCAGGUUGCUCGUGCAAAUGGACUCGUUGCUCCCUUAAAUGGUUCAGCUGCCGUGGGUGCUUGUGUGAGAGGCCGAGCAAGCAGUUGAAGUAUCCAAGAUGGGCAGGCAACUGCUUUAAGUGCCUGUACUGGCCUUGCCUCAAGUGCCGAUGUUGAAAUUGUACAUCAACGUGUUGAUCGUUGUGAUUCCAAUAGGUGUAAAAUUGGUGAGUGACCACUUCCAAGAUACGAAAGUUCAGAGCAUUCAACAAAGCUCGGUGAAGGCAACAACAAACCAAAAGGCACGCUCGCUCGCUCGCUCGCUCUUCCUUUUCGUGUUCUUUUCUCAUACACACCUUGUACUAUAGGUGCAGUAGUAGAUAACUGUAACCUACACACCUUGUACAUUUACU
Messenger RNA from Salvia splendens (bonfire salvia), 1425 nucleotides. RefSeq lists its product as uncharacterized. The coding region runs from base 149 to 1189 and encodes 346 amino acids. The transcript is spliced from 4 exons. The record is from RefSeq and is a predicted model, not a curated record. NCBI's taxonomy places the organism in Eukaryota, Viridiplantae, Streptophyta, Magnoliopsida, Lamiales, Lamiaceae.